Molecule: messenger RNA, 2000 nt
Organism: Parastagonospora nodorum SN15
Lineage: Eukaryota; Fungi; Ascomycota; Dothideomycetes; Pleosporales; Phaeosphaeriaceae
Exons: 2
Coding region: 1-1866 (621 amino acids)
Biological process (GO): cristae formation
Cellular component (GO): MICOS complex
Source: RefSeq, a predicted model, not a curated record
AUGCUGCGCGCCUCCAUUCUCCGGGCCAGUCCAGCCGUGAGGCCAUUGGCCCGCCAGACCCGCCCGCAAUGGCGCGUCGUCCAGCGCUGCUACGCCGACAACAAGAACCUGGGCGAGACCGCUGUCCCCAACCCGGCGCCCACCGUCACGCCCUCGUCCACGGAGAAGGCGACCAUCCCGUCUUCCGACAUCCCGAAGCCCCCGCCUGCGCCUGAGACCGCAGGUGCAUCGCGCUCGGCACCCACCAUACAGCCCGCAACGACACCCCCAACCGGCCCUGGCAGCGCAAGCAUAGCGCCCGACCCCAAGCAGCCCAAGCCCAAGAAGAAGGGCAGAAUACGGCGCCUCUUGUUCUGGCUCACCAUCCUGUCUGGUCUCGGAUACGCUGGCGGUGUGUGGUACUCGCUGGUGUCGGACAACUUCCACGACUUCUUCACCGAGUACGUUCCCUAUGGCGAGGAUGCCGUCGCCUACUUCGAGGAGCGCGAAUUCCGCAAGCGGGUUCCCUGGCCGUGCUGGGACAGCCCCCGAUUGCAGCCCCAGAAUCUCGUGCGAAGAACAAGUUCAUCAAUCCUCCGGCCGCAGUGGGCUGAGUGGCGCGUGUUGCCGACGAGGGCCACAGCGACCUCCGGAACCAAGGGCCCGCACACCAUUGCUAACGUGCAGGAGAAGAAGCAAGAGGCGGCUCAGACAGCGACUGUGGUCAAGGAGGAGGCUGCUGCGCCUGCCCCAGCAAAACCUGUCAACCACCUCGACCAUCUCGCCGUGCCCGACGCCAACGAUGCCGUCGUGCAGGACGUUGUCAAGAUUGUCAACGACAUCAUCACCGUUAUCAACGCCGACUCCGCCCACGAUGGCAAGUACAACUCGGCCCUCGACAAGGCCAAGUCUGAGCUUGGACGCGUCGUUUCCGACAUCAACCUGAUGAAGGCGAAUCUCAGGAAGGAGUCGGAAGAGAAGGUCAAGUCUGCACACGACGAGUUCGAACAGGCCGCGAAGGAACUUGUCCAGCGCUUAGACCACCAGAUGCAGGCUCAAGAGGCGCACUGGAAAGAGGAGUUUGAGAAUGAGCGCGAACGCCUGUCCCAAACAUACAAGGACAGGCUGCGGUCUGAGCUUGAGGCCGCCGAGAAGGUCUACGAGCAAAAGACCAAGAACGAGCUUCUCCAGCAGAGCAUCCACCUCCAGAAGUCUUUCACCGCCAGCGUACGCGAACGCGUUGAAGCUGAGCGUGACGGCCGUCUCGGAAAGCUCAACGAGCUCUCCUCGUCCGUACACGAACUCGAGAAGCUGACCGCCGAGUGGAACUCGGUUGUCGAUGCCAACCUCAAGACACAACAUCUCGUAGUUGCUGUCGAGGCCGUCAAGUCUGCGCUCGAGACACAAGCCACGCCAAAGCCUUUCGUCACCGAGCUCGCAGCUCUCAAGGAAAUUGCCGCCGACGACCCGGUUGUCAGCGCCGCCAUCGCCAGCAUCAACCCCGCCGCCUACCAACGCGGCAUCCCCAGCCCAGCCCUGCUCAUCGACCGCUUCCGCCGCGUCGCAGCUGAAGUCAGGAAAGCUGCGCUUCUCCCCGAAGACGCCGGCGUCGCCUCACAUAUCGCCUCCCUUGCCAUGUCCAAGGUCCUCUUCAAGAAGUCCGGUCUUGCUGUCGGUCAGGAUGUCGAAGCCGUCCUUGCGCGCACAGAGGUCCUGCUCGAAGAAGGCGACCUCGACGCCGCAGCACGCGAGAUGAACGGCCUGCAAGGCUGGGCCAAGGUGCUGAGCAAAGACUGGCUGGGUGAGUGCAGAAGAGUAUUGGAGGUCAGGCAGGCGCUGGAUGUUAUUGCUACCGAGGCGCGGUUGAAUAGUUUACUUGUGGACUAGACGCGGCAAGCAUGCUUUAUUGUAAUAAUACCUAGAGUCGAUGCAUUUUCCUUGGUUUCUUUUGUUACGAGUAGUGCAGCGUGUGGAUAGUGUACAUGUAGCUUGUACUAUGGAAGGAAGUUUGUUCAAUAACG